Molecule: messenger RNA, 2673 nt
Organism: Chenopodium quinoa (quinoa)
Lineage: Eukaryota; Viridiplantae; Streptophyta; Magnoliopsida; Caryophyllales; Amaranthaceae
Product: basic leucine zipper 34-like
Exons: 4
Coding region: 1150-2202 (350 amino acids)
Biological process (GO): positive regulation of DNA-templated transcription
Cellular component (GO): nucleus
Molecular function (GO): DNA-binding transcription factor activity; DNA binding
Source: RefSeq, a predicted model, not a curated record
GUCAGGUUGAAUUCGGGUUUUGACAGGUUAAAACAGGUUGGGGUCAAUUUUGGUUCAAAUCGGGUUCGGUUCAGGUCAAUAAUUUACGGGUUACAUUCGAAUCGGGUCCUCUCUAGGUCGGUUAAUGUUCAAGUUCGGGUCUCAAAUACUCGGGUCAACUCGGGUCUCAAAUACUCGGAUCAACUAGGGUCUAGGGUUGGUUUCAAAUCGGGUUAGAUUGGGUUCGGGUCACUAUUUUUUUCGGGCUCAAACGGGUCGGUUAAUAGGUCGGGUUUGGGUCGGUAUUUUGGAUCGAGUCAGCUUUUGACAGCUCUAUAUAUAUAUACACCGUCAACAAUGAAACAUACGUGUUGUUCUAAGACCAUCCAAUAAUAUAUUAAUCGAGAACUCAUAAAUUAAAAUAAAAAUAAAAAAUAAAAAAAAAUCUCAAGAUUAGUAUCACCGCGGAAGGUUUAGGAAGGCAAACCAGUGGCUACUAUAUUUGAGGGAUAUGCCUUUUUACUCCCUUCUCUCCACAAAUUUAGCGAUGAUUUUGCUCAUUUAUUCCGCUUCUUUCACGUGCUCUUCAAGGAUUCCAAUCUUCUAUUUUACUUUUUUUUUUUUUAUUUUUUUUUAUUUAUUUAUUUAUCUAUUUUAUUUAUUAAUAAAUUUUUUAGCGAUUUUCAUGUUAUACCGUCGGACUUUUUUCAACAUUUUCCUUUUUAUUUUUCCUCCUAGCUGUAUCAUACCUGUCCUUUCUCUCUCUACUUUCUCUCAAAAACACAUUGUGAGAAAUCCAGAUUUUAGAGAGAAAACAAACAAAGAUAAAACAAAAAAAACAAGGGAGAUUUUCCUUGUGCAUUUUAGCAGAUUCUCAGCCAAAAGGAAAAGGGGAGAAAAACUUAUUAAUGAGCUGAAAAAGAAUGUAUAUAUUUUGUAACAUUUAUAUAUAAAUACUCUCCCCUUAAUUCCUAGUUUGUGCUGUGGUUUUUUUUUUUAAAAAAAAAAAAAAAAAAAAAAAAUUGAGGUUGUAGUGUUAGUAUACCUAUACACAUUGUUCUUUUUUAACAUCUGUUGCGAUAAAGUUGUGUAUUUUUGAACCUUAUUGGUCGUCAACCAGAUAGGCAAAUUAAACAUCCCUUGAGUGGGAGGAACGAAGGAUAUAUAGAAAUGGCACAAUUACCUCCAAAAGUUCCUAACAUUAUACCCCAGAAUUCGAAUCAUCACCGUCAUCAACAACCACAACAACAAUGGCAAGAAUUCAUGCGCCCUCAGCAGCAGCAGCAGGAGGUGGGGCAGAACCCACCGUGGGUGGACGAGUUCAUGCAGUUCUCGGCAGUGAAGCGAGGAACACACCGGAGGACGGUGAGCGAAUCGUCUGUGGCAUUUGUCGAGGCUGGGGCAGUACCAUUCUUAAACGGCCCGUUCCGUCCACCAGAAACAUUAUCGGGGAGGAGUAAAACCAACAAUCAUGAGGAGUUUGAUAAGUUCGACGAUGAUCAAUUUAUGUCUAUGUUUAGUAAUGAGUUAGGAGGGUCGUCUUCGAAUCCGUCAUCGACUUCGGAUCAUAACAGCACGAAUGAGGAUCAAAAGAGAGGGAUAACGAGAAGAGGGGAGCAGGAAUUAGGAGGUAGAGCGAGGGUGGAAGACGGCGAAAAGGCAGAAGAGGUAGAGAGUUUGCGUAAAUUUGAUAAGGAAGAAGCACAAGUUGGUGGUAAUAAAAAGGGUGGCAAUGUAGCUGCUGCUGCUGCUGCAGGUGGUUGUAAUGAUACAGGUGUUGUUGAUGCUGACCAGCAACCUGUGGUUGAUCCAAAGAGGGUUAAGAGAAUAUUGGCAAAUCGACAAUCAGCGCAAAGAUCAAGGGUAAGGAAGCUGCAGUAUAUAUCAGACCUUGAGCGCAGCGUUACUACUUUACAGAGUGAGGUAUCAGCAUUGUCCCCAAGGGUUGCAUUCCUGGAUCACCAACGCAUGAUUCUAAAUGUGGACAACAGCACUCUCAAAGCUAAAAUUGCAGCACUUGCCCAAGAUAAAAUCUUCAAAGAUGCUCACCAGGAAGCAAUGAAAAGAGAAAUAGAGAGGCUGAGGCAAGUAUAUUACCAGCAGAACCUAAACAAGACGGAAAACAUUGUUCCACCGCCUACAUCCUCAUCUUUGCUACCAACAACCGCUCAGCCCCAACCACCCGACACCACAGUUCAUAAGAAUGAGCAGCUUACAAGUUAAAAAAAGAAUGUAUUUUUCCAGUAUACUGUACUAUACCUCAAUGAUGAGAGACUUCAUGUCAGAAAUUCUUUGUACAGAACAAUGUAAAAAUGUUCCUCUGGUUUCUCUUUGUAACAUAGAUAUGAUUCUCACAUGCAGAUGAAAAUGCUGAUUCCAAUGCAGUGUAACAUAACAGAUUAACAGCAUACAUUAUAGUAAGCAGGGUAAUUUAUACAUACAGCUUAUUAGGAGUAAAAGUUUAAAUUAAGCUACCACUCCAUAGUUGAUUACUAGCUUCAAUUACUGAGAAGAUUAGACCAAAAGCUAGUUAAAAUUUAAUCACCAAGGAUAUAAGGAAGUACAACUGAACAUGUUAUAGGAUACAUGCCUAGAAAGCAAGGUUAUAAAUAUUCUCCGCAAAACAGAGCUCCGAGGCCUCCAACACAACACACACUGUGAAUCUCAGUUACUCCCAAAAGUCCCAUAAGAGUA